UUUCGCGUGUUGUGCGAAAGGAGUUUCUGGAUAUUAAUUUCUGAAACAUAGAAUUAUCCUCAACUAUCAGCAUGCCACGUGAAAUCAAGGAGAUCAAAGAUUUUCUCUUGAAGGCCAGGCGGAAGGAUGCAAAAUCCGUCAAAAUAAAGAAAAAUUACAAGAAAGGUGACAAGAAAUCAAUAGACAAUGUCAAGUUCAAGAUUAGAUGCUCGAGGUUCCUUUAUACUUUAGUGGUCAAGAAUGAACAGAAAGCAGAGAAACUCAAGCAAUCUUUACCACCAGGUCUAGCAGUGAAAGAAAUCAAGUGAAAUCUCUGGCUGAACGCAAGAAUUUGUUCAUUCAUUUUAUAUCAUUCUUACACACUGUAAAUUGUUGACCUUUAUUAUGUGACCUUUUGUAAAAUAAAAAAAGAAAAAUAUAUGAGAAAAAAAAUGGA
Messenger RNA from Bemisia tabaci, 436 nucleotides. It is a transcript of the gene RpL38, whose product is annotated as ribosomal protein L38. Lineage: Eukaryota; Metazoa; Arthropoda; Insecta; Hemiptera; Aleyrodidae. The record is from RefSeq and is a predicted model, not a curated record. Gene Ontology annotation, biological process: protein-RNA complex assembly; translation. Gene Ontology annotation, cellular component: ribosome; cytosolic large ribosomal subunit. Gene Ontology annotation, molecular function: structural constituent of ribosome.